GGUUGAGUGUGACUCCGACAAGGUAGCAGCGAAAGACGGCACCUCGGCAUGUUUGCCUACAUCGCACUCGUGGCCACCCUGGUCGGGUUGGCCCAUUGCCAAUGUAGCGUCAACAUCCGGACGAACCUGAACGCACUGGAACCGCUGUUCCUGCGCAACAACCAGCUGUGGGCUCCGUCGGGACCAGCCCUCCAGUGGAACGGUGGCGAAUCCACGCUGAUCGCUUGUCCAGGCAACACGAUCACGAACACCGGCACGGAGACGGCCACGAUUCAGUGUGUCUCGGGCACGACGUUCAGUCUGGGAGGGUCCAACGUGGACAUUGCCAACGUGGCAUGCUCAGCUCGCUCGACGGGCCAUCACCAGAACACCGGGCAGAGCUGCGGUGGUUCCGGCACUCUACUCAACCUAGGGUUCCAGGUUCCCAACGCGGGCUUUGUGACGUACAUCCAGUCGUGCUAUAACAUGCAGGCGGCCUCGGUAAUCUACACCCGCCACGUCAUUCCCGGUGAAGCCAUUAACCACGCUAUCCAGGAGUCGUAUCGGCCAUCGUUCAAGGUGGCCGGAGCUGCAUCGCACGUGUCGCCAGCCACUUCCUAUACUACCGCCCAGCAGGCCAUUCGUCUGGCGAACAUUCUGGGGUCUCAGGCACAGGCGGACCGCUACAUCACCAGUAGCUCGUACAUGUCCCGAGGACACCUGGCUCCGGAUGCGGACGGUAUCUUCCGGCCGUGGCAGUGGGCUACCUAUUUCUACGUCAACGUGGCCCCUCAGUGGCAGGCAACGAACGGUGGCAACUGGUUGGUGGUCGAGAACGCGGCCCGUACCGUGUCCGGCCGGUUGGCGGAGGAUGUGCUGAUCUUCAACGGUGCCCACGACAUUCUGACGCUAACGCACACGAAUGGACAGCAGGUUCCGAUCACGCUGGAAGACGGUGGCAUUCAGGUGCCCAAGUGGUACUGGAAGAUUAUCAAAUCACCCCGCACCGACGCGGCCAUCGCCUUGAUCAACAACAACGAUCCGUUCCGAACGAGCAUCUCGGCCGGGGAAAUGCUGUGCCAGGAUGUGUGCGCCCAGUACGGGUGGAGUAACGCGAACUACGGAAACUUUGCCCGCGGAUACACCUAUUGCUGCACGGUGGCGGCCCUACGCAGUGCCAUUCCGACUAUCCCGGCGGAAGCCUCCGCGGCCAACGUUCUGCACUACUAGCUGGUGAUUGGCGAGAUGGUUCCAGAAUUGGCAGUGAAUGGAUGAAGACGACGAGUGUUGGGAUAAGAGCCGAUUGGGUCCUUAUCGUAAUCGUGCUUCGUCAGCUACAUUGCCAGGGGGGCUACGAGGCUGUUUUUGGGUAUGCUACAGUUA
Anopheles bellator is the source of this 1362-nucleotide messenger RNA. RefSeq lists its product as uncharacterized. The coding region runs from base 49 to 1209 and encodes 386 amino acids. The record is from RefSeq and is a predicted model, not a curated record. Lineage: Eukaryota; Metazoa; Arthropoda; Insecta; Diptera; Culicidae. The transcript has 4 exons. Gene Ontology annotation, cellular component: mitochondrial inner membrane; nucleus. Gene Ontology annotation, biological process: apoptotic DNA fragmentation. Gene Ontology annotation, molecular function: RNA endonuclease activity; nucleic acid binding; metal ion binding.